ACUUUUUCAAAAUGGGUAUGUCAAAAAUACGAUCAGCCAAAACUGCACGGUAAGUAAUAAAACGUUAAGCGGGUAAUGGAGUAUUAAGUUACUACUAAUUAGUACUCCCCUUUGUUACAGUGAAUACUGCGACAACGCAGUUAAAAAAGACUCGACUGAAGGUCAUACAACAAUAAAAUCGCUACUUCAUGAAGAAAUUGAGAAAAUACCGGAUUAUGGGAUAAAUAAAUAUGGAAAAAAACUAACAAAAAAUGUCAGUGCAUACGUAAAAAAGCGCCACCGAUACAUAUUCAAUACCAAUUUUUUAGAAAAAGGAGAAGAAAAAAGCGCAAGGGUAACUAUUAGGGAAUAUCUUUUUCGCUAUGUUCUCGAGAAAGACAAUGAAUCUGGCUCAGAAGAUAAAGCAGAUAUAACAAAUGAAAUGACACCUAUAGAGCGAGAUGAGGAACUCGGUGCCCUCAUGGAAAUUGAAGAUAAAUUAGACUAUACAUCACUCAAUAAUUUGAUUAAAACAAAAGUUAAUAAUCCUGGUAUUGUUGAUCCUAUAUCUGCAGAUUUUGAUGAAAUUAUUGAAAAACUUAGCAAACUCGGGCAGAAGUUAUCAAUUGAAAACCAGUUGCAUUCUUAUAUAACCGAGUUGCAACGAUUAAAAUUUUUAUUCAAGAAUAUCG
This is a messenger RNA of Rhizophagus irregularis DAOM 181602=DAOM 197198, 671 nucleotides long. NCBI's taxonomy places the organism in Eukaryota, Fungi, Glomeromycota, Glomeromycetes, Glomerales, Glomeraceae. The record is from RefSeq and is a predicted model, not a curated record.